AUGUUUUUCCCAUUUUCUCUAAGUGGAAAAGCAAAGUUGUGGAUCAAUGGGCUCAAUCGAGAGGCUAUGAAAAUCACUGAUUGGGAAUCUCUGGCUCUUGCAUUCUAUGUAAAAUAUUUUUCAACUGAGAAAACUGCUCGUCUGAGGAGCCAGAUUAUUGCUAUCACACAACUGGUAGAUGAGAGCUUGUUUGAGGCCUGGGAAAGGUUCAAGUUUUAUAAUGGUUUGGGUGACGAGUCUAGGCUCAUUCUGGAUUCUGCUGCUAGUGGGAGGUUUAUGCAACUUCAUGUAUCCAGGGCUAUGGAAGAUGUUAAAAUUGAUGCUCUUGCCGCUCAUAACAAGAUCAUUGAUAACCAGUUGGCCCAGAUGGCCACUAGUCUUGCAAAGAGAACCCAAGGGCAACUUCCUUCACUGUCCGAGAAUAGAGAAACUGCAAAUGCUAUCACCUUGCGCAGUGGGCAUGGGUAUGAAGGCCCUUCUAUGUCUGUAGAUGUUGAUUCUAGGGUGUCUACCAGUGGUCCAAUGGAGAAAGUAGUUAAGAAGGUAGUCUGUGAGAAAGAGGCUACACCUGAGGUUAAGAAGGGAACUAGUAUUCAAGUACCACCUAUUGCACUUCCCUUCCCCAACUGGCAACUCAAGAGUAAGCUAGCCAAACAGUUUGGAAAAUUCUUGGAUGUGGUAAAAAACUUGCAGUUUUAUAAUGGUUUGGGUGACGAGUCUAGGCUCAUUCUGGAUUCUGCUGCUAGUGGGAGGUUUAUGCAACUUCAUGUUUCCAGGGCUAUGGAAGAUGUUAAAAUUGAUGCUCUUGCCGCUCAUAACAAGAUCAUUGAUAACCAGUUGGCCCAGAUGGCCACUAGUCUUGCAAAGAGAACCCAAGGGCAACUUCCUUCACUUCCCGAGAAUAGAGAAACCGCAAAUGCUAUCACCUUGCGCAGUGGGCAUGGGUAUGAAGGCCCUUCUAUGUCUGUAGAUGUUGAUUCUAGGGUGUCUACCAGUGGUCCAAUGGAGAAAGUAGUUAAGAAGGUAGUCUGUGAGAAAGAGGCUACACCUGAGGUUAAGAAGGGAACUAGUAUUCAAGUACCACCUAUUGCACUUCCCUUCCCAAACUGGCAACUCAAGAGGGGUGAUAAGGUUACUUUUAAUCUGAAUAGUGCCUUAAAGAGUCUCAUGCUAGAGGAAGAACAAUGUUGUCGAAUUGAUGUGGUUGAUUUUAUUAGGCGAGAUAACGUCUCCCAAGUCAUCGAAAGGGAUCCUUUGGAGGCAGUGUUUUGUUGUGAAUCUUCUGCAGGUGAUAGCAGUUCUUGGAGCGUUGAAUAA
This is a messenger RNA of Spinacia oleracea (spinach), 1317 nucleotides long. RefSeq lists its product as uncharacterized. NCBI's taxonomy places the organism in Eukaryota, Viridiplantae, Streptophyta, Magnoliopsida, Caryophyllales, Amaranthaceae. The record is from RefSeq and is a predicted model, not a curated record. Bases 1 to 1317 code for a protein of 438 amino acids. The transcript is spliced from 6 exons.